AUGGCAGUCGCGGCAGACAAGAACAAAACCAAGAGAACCAAUGGUGCGCAAGAAGAUGAAGGCUCUGUGAAGAGGAAUAAUCCUGUUGCAGGAGUACUCCAUAAAGCGAAUGGCAACGGUCCUGCGGAGCUUCCAGCAAAGUCGAAAGCCCAACAAGAUAUCAAAGGUCUCAGUAUCGUUGAUGGAGAUGUGGACGUAUUAGAAAAGAAGACUUCAGGUUCAGCCGACAACAAGACGGGGCAAGCCAAGGCGACUGGUAUUCAUCCGUAUUCGAAGGCUGCUGCGUCUUCAACUUCGUCUGGUGUUGGUUACGAUCAAGUGUCUAGUGCUGCAAAAAACAAGAAAAUGGAAAUGAGUCAUACUCUUACAACGAUGAGUGCUUCUUCAACAUGUUCACGACAUACAUCCUCUACUUCUACAGCCUCAACUUCUACAGCCUCAACAGCCUCUCUCUUGUCCACAGCCUCAACCUCUACAGCAUCAGCCUCAGCCUCAGCCUCUACUUCCACUGCGUGUCAGAGUGCUGCUACAAUGGAGAUGAAAAAAUCGUCUGAACAGAAGAGAUGCAAGGCUUCGAGAAAAAAGGCCUACAGGGAGCUGCAGAAGACGCUGGAGGACCCGUCGAAAACUACCAGAAAGGCCGCCGACAAAAAGAGCAAGAAAGCUGCCACUUCUAGCACGAGGAGGACAACAGCGUCUACCUCUACGACAACAACGUCUGCUACGUCUACCACUGCUAAUACUAAAACUUUUUGUCCCACCAGGACGAGUUCACGUGCCUCGAGUUCAAGAUCAAGGUUUUCUGCCGCCAAGAGGACGGCUAAGAAGGGAACUCCCAUCAAGGUGCCAAAAGCGAAGGGAGCUCCGGUGAAGAGGACUCCCGUGAAGAAGAGCAGCGACAAAAGGGGAAAGCCGGUGAAGAGGACUCCCGUGAAGAAGAGCAGCGACAAAAGGGGAAAGUCGGUGAAGAGGUCCUCCACUACUAAGGUGGACGCAAAGAAAUCCUCUGCGUUCACUGCCAAGGCGAUGAAGAAGAAGAAGUAAACGGAGCUACUCUACUUUAUAGAAUGGGCUGAGCGAUAAAGUCAGACUGUUGAAUUUGUGACGAAGGCGAUGUUUAUUACUAGCGCUUCGCUCAUUCUCGCACAUCCAUGUAAAAAUCUUCGUUUCUUGCUUCUUAUUCCUUAAUGCGGUUCUUUCUGGCUAUGAUUUUCCUAGUAAUUUACGCUUACUUUAUUGCUUGCAGCGGCGUUUGUGGUUUAGUGGAGUAGUCAUUCUCAAACCAUACAUUUAUUACCCGUUUCUGAAAUCCCAUGCGUUUCCUGUUACACUACUGGAACUGUUUUGUCCCGCCAUUAGGCUAGUAGUACAAAAUGGGAUACUUACCAUGGCGAUGAUGCUGAAGCACAACAAGGAGCUAGGCGCGCAAGUAUUAUAUGACUCUCAAUUACAACUUAUUUCAUCCAUUCUAUUUCCUUCCUCAGGUUGGUAUCGAUUCGCCAAAGAGUGGUUCAUCUUUUUUCGAGAAAAUUCGCAACAGCUAUUGAUGCCUAGCUUUCAGAAACCUGUACCAUCCUUCUCUCCUCCCCUCUUACCUCCUUGUUCUAAG
Amoebophrya sp. A25 is the source of this 1609-nucleotide messenger RNA. Lineage: Eukaryota; Dinophyceae; Syndiniales; Amoebophryaceae. The record is from the annotation of a GenBank genome assembly.